Salvia hispanica is the source of this 2038-nucleotide messenger RNA. Its product is annotated as alanine aminotransferase 2-like. Gene Ontology annotation, biological process: biosynthetic process. Gene Ontology annotation, molecular function: L-alanine:2-oxoglutarate transaminase activity; pyridoxal phosphate binding. The record is from RefSeq and is a predicted model, not a curated record. NCBI's taxonomy places the organism in Eukaryota, Viridiplantae, Streptophyta, Magnoliopsida, Lamiales, Lamiaceae.
CAUCCAAAAGAUUAAAUCUUUCGGCGGCUGAGGAUAAACCCAGAAAUCCCUUUCCCGUUUCGAUUCGUAUAAAUCAAAAAAAUGCGGAAAUUUGCGGCGGAAAAGUCCAAAAAUUUGUUAGCACAUAGGAAAAUCUGUGCUGUCAGUUUGCAGCAUCCCACCGCUUCAGUCUUCUCAUCUCAAUCACAUCAAAAUCCGCUGCCCCAAUCGUCUAUUCUCCUGCGUUUCCUGAGCUCUGCUGCUUCGAAUCCAUCUGCUCCUUCUGAAUCCAUGGCUUCUGAUUAUUCCUCCACCCCUAUCAAGAUCGAUUCCAUCAAUCCUAAGGUUUUGGAGUGUGAGUAUGCAGUCCGUGGUGAAAUCGUGAACCUUGCUCAGAAAUUACAAGAAGACUUGAAGGUCAAUCCGGAUUCUCAUCCCUUCGAUGAGAUAAUAUACUGCAAUAUUGGAAAUCCUCAAUCUCUUGGGCAGCAGCCAAUCACCUUUUUCAGAGAGGUCCUUGCUUUGUGUGACCAUCCUGCCAUUUUGGAUAAAGGCGAAACACAGGGGAUAUUUAGUGCUGAUUCUAUCGAGCGGGCAUUUCAGAUACUCGAUCAGAUUCCUGGACGAGCCACUGGAGCUUAUAGCCACAGCCAGGGUAUCAAAGGACUGCGCGACACAAUAUGCUCUGGCAUCGAGGCUCGUGAUGGAUUCCCGGCCGAUCCAAAUGAUAUCUUCUUGACAGAUGGCGCAAGCCCUGCGGUGCAUAUGAUGAUGCAGCUAUUGAUAAGGUCGGAAAACGACGGAAUCCUUUGUCCUAUUCCGCAGUACCCUCUGUAUUCCGCUUCGAUUGCCCUGCAUGGAGGCUCUCUUGUUCCAUAUUAUCUCGAUGAGGCUACGGGAUGGGGUUUGGAAGUCUCUGAUGUUAAGAAACAGUUGGAAGCAGCCAGAUCAAAGGGUAUCGAUGUGAGGGCUUUAGUCGUUAUAAAUCCCGGCAAUCCCACCGGGCAGGUUUUGGCUGAGAGCAACCAACAGCAAAUUGUCGACUUCUGCAAGAAUGAAGGACUCGUUCUUUUGGCAGAUGAGGUGUACCAAGAAAAUAUAUAUGUGCCCGACAAGCAGUUUCACUCGUUCAAGAAAGUGGCACGGUCCAUGGGUUACGGGGAGAAAGACAUUUCUUUGGUAUCCUUCCAGUCCGUGUCGAAAGGUUACUACGGAGAAUGUGGAAAACGGGGAGGCUACAUGGAAGUCACUGGCUUCGCUCCCGAGAUAAGAGAGCAGAUGUACAAACUAGCAUCGGUCAACCUCUGUUCUAACAUAUCCGGUCAGAUUCUCGCAAGCCUCGUCAUGAGCCCACCAAAGGUGGGAGAUGAAUCGUAUGAAUCUUAUACUGCUGAGAGAGAUGGAAUUUUAUCCUCCCUGGCGAGACGAGCCAAGACUCUCGAAGAUGCACUCAAUAGUUUGGAGGGAGUAACCUGCAACAGGGCCGAAGGAGCAAUGUAUUUGUUCCCUCGCAUUAGCUUGCCAAACAAAGCAAUCGAAGCUGCAAAGUCCAUGAAAACUGCUCCUGAUGCAUUCUAUGCUCGUUGUCUCCUCAAUGCCACUGGAGUGGUUGUCGUUCCUGGUUCUGGAUUUGGACAGGUUCCCGGGACAUGGCAUUUCAGGUGCACGAUUUUACCUCAAGAGGACAGAAUACCAGCCAUCGUGUCUCGUCUCACGGACUUUCACAAAGCGUUCAUGGAUGAGUAUCGCGACUGAGCAAAGCCCAAUAGUUCGAAUUCGACUUUCCAAGGUUAUAUCUGUACAAACAAUAUAGGGCAAUAAAAAUGCUUUUGGUGAGCAAAUUUGGGUAGAGCUCAAUAUUAUCUUCAGAAUUUUGGGUUCAUAAAUUGGUUGUUUCUUGACUUGGAAGGCUGUUUUGUUGUUACAGUAAGAAAUAAAUUAGACUUGGAUGUUGAAACAAUAAAUUAGACUUGGAUGUUCGAUAUGUUUCACUUGGAAAUGUGCCAUCAUGUUGAGUCAUUUUCAUUUAUGGUAAAAAAAUAUCAGUUAUUUUAUUUUA